AGAAGGUGAUGACUAGUAAAGAGGGCGGUAAUAGCAAUUGAGCAUUGCAAAACGCUAAUGGACAAAAGUCUCAAACAUGUGGAUUCAUUUUCUGACUUUCCGUUGUUUCCUUUUGACUGUUCGAAAACACAGUAGAACGCAAAACACAUUUUAACACAUUACAGUCACAAAAAUUCACACUAGCUCAUCAAAUCAAUCCUCGACUCGAAGUUUUAAACGCAUUUUUCACGAACACUUGAAUCCAUCAGACCUCCAUCGCCGAGGAUCUUCUUGCUCGGAAAACCGAUCGCCAUGGUCGGAAAAUUACUGUCAGUACUUUUGAUUUCCUUCCUCUCGUGCGCCGUUCUGUGCGCCUCCUUCUCCGAGGAAAACCCAACCGAUCGCAGGGUUUUGGUCCUGCUCGACGACCUCGCGAUCAAAUCGUCGCACUCCAUCUUCUUCGAUUCGCUCAGAGGGCGAGGGUACGACCUAAAUUUCAAGCUCGCGGACGAUCCCAAGCUCGCAUUGAAGAGAUACGGACAGUAUCUGUACGACGCCGUCAUCGUCUUCUCCCCUAAUGUCGAACGGUUCGGUGGGUCUGUUGAUGCUGCGUCGUUGUUAGAAUUUGUUGAUUCUGGCCGUGAUAUGAUUCUUGCUGCUGAUAAGUCGGCAUCUGAAUUGAUUCGGGAGAUUGCUGUUGAGUGUGGGGUUGACUUUGAUGAGGAUCCAGCAUCUAUGGUAAUUGAUCACACGAGCUAUGCAGUUUCGGAGUCGGAUGGGGAUCAUACCUUGCUCGCCAGUGAUGAUUUCAUUCAGUCCGAGGUUAUUUUGGGCAGAAAGAAAAUAGAGGCUCCCGUGCUUUUUAGGGGCAUUGGCCAUUCAAUAAAUCCUGCAAACAACCUGGUGCUAAAAGUUCUAUCUGCUUCUUCCGCUGCUUACUCAGCCAAUCCAAAAUCUAUGUUAUCAAGUGCUCCCACUUUGACUGGGUCAGGGAUCUCAUUAGUUUCAAUUGUUCAGGCAAGAAACAAUGCUCGGAUUCUAAUAUCUGGCUCGCUGAGCAUGUUCAGCAACAGGUUCUUCCGGUCUGGAGUACAGAAAGCUGGAACUGCAAGCAAACACGAGAAAAGUGGGAAUGAACAAUUUUUGACCGAACUUAGCAAAUGGGUUUUCCACGAAAGAGGUCACCUCAAGGCUGUGAAUGUAAAACAUCACAAAGCUGGUCUAAAAGAUGAACCCUCAAUGUAUAGGAUCAAAGAUGACCUGGAAUACUCUGUUGAAGUAUACGAGUGGUCUGGUAAGAGUUGGGAACCGUACGUGGCUGAUGAUCUGCAAGGCCUUUAUUAUACGUCUUUCAAGGUUCCAGAUGUCUAUGGUGUUUUCCAGUUCAAGGUUGAGUAUCAGAGACUUGGGUAUACAAGCUUAAGUCUAGCAAAGCAGAUUCCAGUUCGACCUUUCAGACAUAAUGAGUACGAAAGAUUUAUAACUGCUGCUUAUCCAUAUUAUGGAGCAUCAUUCUCAAUGAGCUUAGCUGAUUCUGAAUCAAUCCGAGCAUUUUAUUUUCUUGCAGUUAAACAGUUCAAUUGCUCAAACUAUGGCUGGGUUCUUUGUCUUCACGGUGGUGUAUCUGUACACGAAGUAGCUGAAAAUUCGCCGGACACCUAUGACUGAGCGCCUGGUUUUGGUAAUACGACUAGGGAAUACCUUUACUGAAAACCUAUAACCUAAAGCAGCUAGGCCCAAAAAUUUCGAGAAACACUUUUUUUCUUCUUCCAAAUAAACUAGGAAAAUAGAAAAAAGAAACUUAACUUAUUCUGCAGACUCUUAUUCUUGCUUAAUUGAUGAGGCGAGUACAAUCGAUGAGACUUUGGACGAACUCUGUGUAGACUAUAUGUACCUUCAUUUUCAAAAUCCAAUGCAUUUGAUAUUGUUGGAAGGUAUAAAAAAAGUGAGUUUUGUUUGAAAAGGGUUUGAACAUAAAUAUCAGUCCUUAUUAGCAAACCCUAGGGCAGUUAAUGCAUUUCAUCUCGUGAAUCUGAUUAUUAUUAUUAUUAUUAUU
Molecule: messenger RNA, 2035 nt
Organism: Striga asiatica
Lineage: Eukaryota; Viridiplantae; Streptophyta; Magnoliopsida; Lamiales; Orobanchaceae
Source: the annotation of a GenBank genome assembly